AUGGUUGAUCUUGAAAACCUUCCUCCAAAAAGGUAUUAUUUCAAAGAUUUUAUAGAUGUUGUUGGAGGCAACUUUCAGGUUAACAGACUUGAAGACGUUAUUGGUUCUGUUCAUGAGAUCAACAAUUUUCAGAGUAACAUACCAGGGAAAAAGACCGUUGUGUCUCUAAAAAUCAAAGACCUAAGUGGUAAUUUUAUUAACUGCACUUUAUGGGAGAAUUAUGCUACUCAGUUUUUGGAUUUUUACAAUGACGUGAAAAAUAAUGGUGGUAUUGUCAUUAUUCUCACCCAUGCAAUGAUCAAGGAUUCACAAGCUUCAAAUGGAUGGAGUGGUUCUAAGUUGCUAAUAAAUGAAGAAAUUCCAGAGAUUACAGAAUUUAUGUUUAAGUUGCCUGCUGAUGAGCAAUCUAAAAAGCCAACACGAUCUUCAAAAUCUAUGUCUAUUUGGUCUGGAUCAUCUCAACAAACUACAGUUGAACAGUUUGUUAAUAAGGCCAAAUGUAUGUCUUUAAGUGAUCUAUGCAAAGUCAAGCAGGAUUUUCCAUGUGUCACUGUGGCAACUACCUUGAAGUUUUCUGUGUCAAAACAUGGUUGGUUCUAUUAUGGAUGUACCAAUUUUACUUUAAAGGCAACUCAUGUAAACAAUCCUUAUCAGUGUUCAUGUGGAGAAAAAGUUCAAAAAGCAAUACCAAGGUAUAAGGUUGAUGUUUAUGUUUUUGAUGGUGAUUUCAAGUAUCGUUUUGUUUUUUGGGAUACCGAUUGUUUUGAGAUUAUUGGCAAGUCUGCCGAAGAUAUGUAUAAGAAAAUGAUGGACGAGGGUGAAGAUGAUCCGUUGGUAUAUCCCGAUGACCUUGAAUUGCUAUUGGGUAAGAAAAUGGCCUUCAGAGUCAAAGUUCAGCCAAGUUUUGGACAGGGUUAUGUGUGGAAAUUCUCUUCUGAUGAAGACUUUGUCAAUCAAAUUCAAAAGGAUUUUAUUCCUAAUGAGGCUGAAAGUAUUCCUGUAACUGAAAUAACAAUUGAAGCUCCUGUUGAACCAGUUGUGCAAUCAAACUUUGCAUUUGGGGAAAAUGAUCCUGAUACUAACUUUGGAAAUACCCCUGCUAAGGAUGCCUCAGUCCGUGAUAGUGUUGAAGAAAUUGAUUGUGAAGUCUAUGGAGCCACACAAUUUUUUGGCACCAAACCGUCGAAGAAAGUGAAGAUAGAGCCAAAUGUUUGA
Vicia villosa (hairy vetch) is the source of this 1215-nucleotide messenger RNA. RefSeq lists its product as uncharacterized. Lineage: Eukaryota; Viridiplantae; Streptophyta; Magnoliopsida; Fabales; Fabaceae. Gene Ontology annotation, cellular component: nucleus. Gene Ontology annotation, biological process: DNA repair; DNA replication; DNA recombination. The transcript has 10 exons. The coding region runs from base 1 to 1215 and encodes 404 amino acids. Gene Ontology annotation, molecular function: DNA binding. The record is from RefSeq and is a predicted model, not a curated record.